AUGGCCGAGGAGGACCCCCAGCAGCAACAGCAGCAGCAGCAGCAGCAGCAGCAACAGCAGCAGCAGGCAGACCGCGGGGCGGGGAGCCUGCCCGGCCUGCUCCCCGGGCUGCAGGGCGCCGAGGCCAGCGCUCUGCAGCUCAGGAUCAAGAACUCCAUCUGCAAAUCUGUUCAAUCAAAAGUGGAAAACAUCCUGCAAGAUGUCGAGAAGUUCUCAGACAUCGAAAAGCUCUACCUCUACCUUAAGUUGCCUUCUGGUCCCAACAGUAGCGCUGAUAAAAGUGACCAGAGCGCCCUGUCGUCGAGCCGCACACAGCAGAUGCAUGCGUUCAGCUGGAUCCGCAAUCAUUUAGAGGAAUACCCAGAGACCUCUCUUCCCAAACAGGAGGUUUAUGAUGAAUACAAGAGCUUCUGUGACAAUCUUAAUUACCACCCACUGAGUGCUGCAGACUUUGGAAAAAUGAUGAAAAAUGUCUUCCCGAACAUGAAGGCGCGUCGACUUGGCAUGAGAGGAAAAUCAAAAUAUUGCUAUAGCGGACUAAGGAAGAGACCCUUUGUUCACAUGCCAUCAUUACCCACUCUGGAUCUCCAUAAAACAGGGGAAGGACUCCAGUGUGACGUCCUGGAGUCUCCGGGUCAGCUGAGCAGCAUAAAGGAGGAGGUGCGAUUUGCGGCCUGUGAUCUGGUGUGUGAGUGGGCCCAAAAGGUGCUGAAACGGCAGUUUGACGCUGUGGAAGAUUUGGCUCGUUUCCUAAUCGACAGCCAUUACAUCAGCAACAAGUCUCUGGCAGCGCUCACCAUUGUGACCGGCACAGCAGCAGAUGUUAAGUCUCCACAGUCGUUGUCAGCAUUCAUGCCCACUGCUGAGGCUCACUCCUUCCAGCCUCACGUGACAACCUUGUCGUCACCUUCUGUCGAUGCAAAGCAGCAGCUCCAGAGAAAGAUCCAGAGAAAGCAACAACAACAGGAACAGAAGCUGCACUCUCCUUUACCUGGAGAGGGACAAACCAAGAGGGCAGAUGACAGUGGGCCUUGUUGUAGCCCCACCUCUCCAUCACCUCAGCCAGCCAUAGGCAUUGUGGUCGCUGCUGUCCCGAGCCCCAUCACGGUACAGAGAAGCAGGCAGCUGAUGUCCCCCAGUCCAGUGGGAACAAUGGAGAGCAAAGUGCUGCCUUUUAACUUUCAAAUGGUGACACAGCCAGUUCAGCCGGUGAAACAGAGCCCCAAAACCCUGCAAAAUAUUCUGGCCAGUCCCGUGGGAGAACGCACUGCUCGGCAGCGCUAUGCUCAAAUCCUACCCAAACCCUCUGCCACCACCGCUAUCACUUUGCGCUCGCCCUCCACCAUGAUCAUUGCCAACAGCCCUAUUAAGACUGUAAUGACUACAUGUCAUGUCAGCCCAGUCAGUUUGGUCAAGAUGACAGCCAUAUCUCUGGCACCCAACAGCAGCAAUACCACCACAUCCCUUACAAACACAACUCUGCGGCCGGCAUCUGCAGGUAUCAGCAGUUCUGCAAUCUCAGAAGACAUCACCUCCAAUCAAACCACAAGGAGUGCCUCCGCAGUCCCCAUUCUGACCCCGGUAGCCAGGCCAGGGCAGACUACUGGCAUUCAUGGCAUCGAUGUUGAAAUGGAAGUUGAAGCUAUACAUAAAAGCAGCCAAAUGCAAAAACCUAGCAGUCUCAGAUUGACUCAAGGAGCAAUGGCAAAUAGAACCGGAGGGGCUGUGCAGAGGGCUGCCAGUGUGCCCAUACCUCAAACUAAAGGCUUCCUGGCUCUGGAGGAGACGAUCUCUAAAUGCAAUAGAAAGUCCUCCUCAAGCACUAACACUGCCGCAGCAGUUGAAAGCAGCAAUAUGAGCGCUAAUAAUGCAAGCACUUUGCACUUAACUCCCUCCACUCAGAAUACCAGCGCUGUUUCUUUACUGAGCACCAGCAGAGCACCUUCAUUUGGGGAAACAUCAACAAAGGAAGGUUUCUUGUCCACUAAGAGCCUCAGGAAACGCUCAGGCCUCAGCCCAGAGCUUUCGCCAGUCAAAAGGGUUUUUAUGCCCCAGCAGCCAGUAGGGGGCACUGCUGGUCUUGGAUAUGGCAUCAGAAACACAGUCAGUUAUGUCCCCAGGUCAGGAGCUCCAACUAGACCUGAGAGUGCACCAGCAACCAGGGAGGUGGAAGUGAAAAUGAACUCCGUCUUGUCCACUCAAGCCAAUGCAUUCUGCACUUCCUCUUUCAGAACCAGUGGCUUUUACUCUGUUGCCAAAACACAGAGCUCAAUGCAAAGGAAAAACACUUCCACUGUUAUGGAAACUAGCACUUCAGUCAGUCACGCAUUAAUACAGCAACAGCAGGGGCACACAAUGACUAACAUGCCAAUCGUACCUUACAGCCCCAGCCUCCAGACACAUUCAGGUGAUGGUAGGAGUUCGAACUCAACCACCGGGAGCCUGGAAAGAGCUCAACAACAGACCUACACUCAGUCCAACCCUGCUGCUGAACCCAUAGAGUUUUUGAGUCAAGCUUCAUCAUCCAGUCACCUCCCCAUGCAGAUGGAUAUGGACUACUUUACCUUUGAUGAUGAUGUGACUCAGGACAGCAUUGUGGAGGAGCUGGUGCAAAUGGAGGAGCAGAUGAAACUAAACAACCUGCAGGAGUUUGGAGACUGUGUCACACUGCAAGGCCAACCGGCUGUGGUGCCAGACAACAUACUGUCCACCAAUCAGACCAUGACUGCUUUCUAUCAUGCUGCAAACAACAGCAGCAACUCGAUCCAAACUCCAACCCCGACACCCACACCCACACCGACAUCAGAGAUGAUGGGAGGAGCCCAAUGCCUCACCGGAGAGAGCCCCUGCUCACGCAUCACCUCCACCACCCCGGUGGACAGCGCACUGGGAAGCAGUCGUCACACCCCAGUUGGUACUCCACACUCCAGCUGCAGCAGCACUGUGCCUCCCAGUCCAGUGGAGUGCAGGAACCCAUUUGCAUUCACACCCAUCAACUCCAGCAUCACUGGCUUCCAUGAUGGCAGUACCGUCUCCAGCAGCCCCGUCAAGCCCAUGCAGAGGCCGAUGGCCACCCACCCAGACAAGACCAGGCUUGAGUGGAUGAAUAACAGUUACAGCAGCAGCAGCAGCGGGAGCUUAAACAAGUCAAACAGUGGAAUGGGAAUCCUCCCCAGCUAUCAAGGCUUGAUAGAUGACCAUUUUCAAAAACCUCACGCCUUCGCCGUCCCUCAUCCACGGCACCAUGACAGCAAUUUUGGCCGCUUGACUCCCAUCUCGCCUGUGCAGCAGCAGGUAGCUUGCAUGUCUAACAUGACCAAGCAGGAGGGCUUUGCUGUGCCUGCCCCUCUGGAUAGCAAAACCAACAAUGUACCUGCUACAAAUUUUCGAUGCCGCAGUGUAAGUCCAGCUGUGCAUCAAAGGAAUUUUAGCGGAAGCGCAGGAAACAGCGCCCUUCCCAAUGUACUGCGUUCAGUAGUGUCUCCCUUUAACUCUCCUGUGACGCCUGAGGUGUUGAACAUCUUUGCGAACAGCCAGACAAAUCUCGGGGUGACCAGCAUGGCUCAGCGGAGCCGUUCUGUGCCGCUCAACAUAAUGAUGCAGACUGAGGUCCCGCCAACACCGGGCCAACAAUGCAACAGCAAGAACAUCAGCAGUGUCCUCCUCAGCAAGCUGGACGGGGACCACGAUGAUGCUUUGCGGGGUCUGGGCAUCAAUAAUUUAUCCUCCAGCUACACUGCACGUAUGAACCUCACCCAGAUCCUUGAGUCUGACCCCAGCCUCUCCUGCACUGACAGCCACCUCAGCCUGAUGACCUCUGAGCCCACCAGCACAUGCAAGAUGCAGAGGCCGGAUUACCUCAUGGAAAAUGCCAUUAAUGAACAAAUGAUUCUCUCUGCAAAUGACAGCCAAGUACAAUCAGCCUCUGGAGAGCAUCAGCAGGCCCAGUCUAUGUUGUUAACUUUGAACCCACAGCAGCAGCAAGAACAGUUACAGCAGCAUCAGCAGCUGGAUUUCAGCAGUACUGUCAAAGACCUCCUGACAGAUAACAGCCUUGCUGCUGGCAGCCAGCUCAUCGAACAGGUGUCGGAGCUGACUACAGGCGGGGCGGACUUCCCGUGUGAAAUCAGAAUGACAUCAGAGCUCUCCAGUAGCAUCAAUGACCUUAAUGCAUUGGACACAAACCUUCUGUUUGACCCCAACCAGCAGCAAGGCCAAUAUCAAAAUGCUACCCCGGAGGAGUUGGUGAAUGAUCCACUGUUUCAGCAAAUUACCAGCGAGACGGCACAUUCAGGUGGACUCGACUGGUUAGAAAGCAAAGAUCAUCCCACUGUUGGUUUGAUGGGUUGAGAAUGGAGCUUUUCAAAAUUGUGUUGAUCUUGUUAGUCUGUGGUUGCUGUUUGUUUUAUUUAUUUUCAGGCAUUUACACUUUACAAUGCAACACUGGACACAUUGAGGUUUGUCCAGUUUAAGUGCCAGACUGAACUGCAAAGAUGCUGCAACACUCUGAUUAAAAUGCUGGUCAUUUCCCAUUAAUCAGAGACCAUCCCCUCACAUUGUUUAAUUAAGUGCAUUUCCAACAGGUAAACACAGGUUACUGUACAAAAGAAAAGAAGAAACCGAAUCCUUAACCUGUCUUAUUAUAUUGUGUUCGAGAUUUCACUGAAGUGUCAGUGAUUUAAAAAAAAAAAAAAAAAAAACAACAGAGCCACAAAUUUCUAAAGAAAUGUGGAAGUUAAUGCGUCUUUUACGACAUUUCUUAAUAUGAUUGUAUCUAAAUCCAAGGCAUUAUCUAAUUAAAGCAUAAGGUACAAAUGACAAAAUAUAUUUGAGACAUUUGCGUGCAAUUAUAGAGUCACUGAAAAAAAUGGAAUAUCACAUGCACCAAGUAUGAAGUAACUUGCCAUCUGUGCGAGUACAGUCAUCUUUGUAGGAGCCUUAGGUGUCGGUCUGGUUUCAGUGCCUGUAGCUGGAGAAGAUAUUAACAACAAGACAUGUUUAAAAGUAUAUAUAGAAAAUCUCAUUUAGUGACACAAACACUGAAUGUGAACCCAUUUAAUAUAAUCUCAUGAUGAGUUAUCACUGAUGAGUGAUGAUAUGUUGAAGAGUUUGCUUGGAGCAUAUAUUAGGACGUGGAUGUAUUAAUAAUGAGUGUUGUAUCCAUUUAUCUAAUCGUAAACGUAAUAGUGGAAUAUAUGAAGAGUAUCUGUUAGAACUUUGGAAGUGUAUCAGAGCCAUAAAAGGAGGAGAUAUGAUAUGAUAUAAUUGUCAGUUCCAAAGUGAUCAUAGUUCUGGUUAUUAGCAUAUCCACAUUCUUCAGGCUUUGAAAGACUUGUACAUGAUGUCAAUAAUAAUGACUGGCCUCUGCUUUAUUGCUAUAAAACAUAGUCUUGUUUAAUCAUAAUUAUAAAGCUCUAAUGAAUCCCUUUAAUUUACAUGCAAAAUUAGCCUUUGUUAAUUGUUUAAUCCAAAGAUAUAUUAAGAAAUAACAGCCAUACACUAUAUGAAAAAAAAUCAGAAACAGAUUCAUGUCAAAGAAAAACAAGAGUUAUCUUAGUGGUUCUGGCACUAAAAAUAGCUUUAAUUAUGCAUCUGUUUACAUGCCAUUUAUACGGAAGUUGUGUCACACAGAGCAUAAUGAAGGGUUGUGUGAUACCUUUUCAUGUUGUAGAGCCACAUACAACAUGAAUCAAACAAGCAGCGAAAGAUGUAGGCUCAGCCACAAGAAAAAACGUUUACCUAAGAAUAAAACUAGACUCAUGCAAUGGGGGGAUUCCUGCACUUUUAAAGUAUGAAUCAAUAAAAAUUGAUUGGAAGUUACAGGGGAAGGUUUUCAUCUCAAAAUAAAGUAGAUGAAAGUGAAAGGAACGUAAUAAACACUUAAACUCAUCAAACUGCACUGACAAUCUGUAAUACUUGUUUUUCUUUACAACAAUGCACUAUGUUUCGUUUGGAUGAUUUUUUUAGGAGGAAUUUUAUUUUUUCGCCGCCUGUCCCGAGAAAUGAAUCAAAAUGUAUAACAGCUACUGAUCAAAUGUGAAAGUCUUUUACAUGUUUUACACUGAUGUUGAGCAGUGUGUAAAGAAGGGAUGCGACCACUGGUUCAAAGGUGCUUCGGGGGGUUUUUGGUUUCUGAGCCUCAUGUUCUUACCAAAGACUCACCUUUAAAUAUAACCUGCAAUAACAUGCACUAAGAUCUUGAGUGUCUAAUAUAAAUCUCCUGUGUGACAUGUUGACAACAGUUAUAACAAGCAUAUUUUGUCAUAUGAAGGCUAAAAUGGAAAAUGUUGCAUUGGAAAAACAUUUGUUUCUAAAAAAAAAAAAUGAGUGCAUCAGUACAACAUUAAGGAUUUCCCCAUGUUUUUCUAAACCAAACAGGUACAUCAAGUUUUUGUUGAGGCAAAAAAAACACUGUAAUGUAUUCAUGAACAGUUUCUCUGUGUGUAGCAUCAGGUCCCUGAGUGUACAUUGUUGGUCACACUAACUUUAUUUGUUGUACAGAUCGUUGGUGUGGCCAGUUGUCCAGCGUGUUUUUGUUUCACGGUUAUUUAUGUAGUGUGUUGUUUGUACAGAAGGUAUAACCUUGCAAACCAUAUAACCUUGUGUGUUCACAAUAAUCUGAUUUGCACUGCUUUGUAGCAUAUAUUUCAAGUGUCAUAGCAUAUUACCAUCUAUCAUAUACAGUACUUCUUUUUUCAGCGGAUGAUUUGUCCAAUAUAUGAUGGUGAAUAAUAAGAAAAUUUACCAAAACUCUCAAGAUUCAGCUUGCUAUGUAAAACCUUUCAGAACUGGAUUUUGGCAGAAAAUUAUCAUAGAAAAGAUUUGCACAACUUUUAAAGAAGUAAAUGAGACUAUGCAUGAUUAUAUGCUGUAAUAUUAAGGUCAUGAUAUCUUGCAAACGCAGUGUACUGAAUCUUUGAGUGUGUUGAUAAAUUGACAGUUGUUUUAUACCGAUUACAGAACUUUUAACUUCUGUAAAAGCAGAUUGUAUCAUUGUAAUAUAUAAUCUCAUUUUGAGUCUAAUUUAAUAUUGAGUAUUCUGACCUUUCAAACCUUUCUUAACUGUGUGUCUGUGAAAACAUUUGCAUUUAUUUUGUUAGCACUGAUGUUUGUGUUUAUGAAGACGUUACCCUUCCUCUUGUUAUAAGUGGUGUAGAGCUGUAGAACGACCCUCACUGUAGUCCUGUUGCUGCGGUCAGUCUACAGGGGAGUUGUUUUGUUGGUUUUUUUGCAUUUUAGCAAGUGAUUUUAUAAGAGGAAGUGCUUAUUGAUACUGAUUUUUAAAGACUUUUUUAACACUAAUAAACAUUUUUAAGUACA
Messenger RNA from Seriola aureovittata, 7320 nucleotides. RefSeq names its product DNA-binding protein RFX7-like. NCBI's taxonomy places the organism in Eukaryota, Metazoa, Chordata, Actinopteri, Carangiformes, Carangidae. The record is from RefSeq and is a predicted model, not a curated record. Gene Ontology annotation, biological process: regulation of transcription by RNA polymerase II. The coding region runs from base 1 to 4350 and encodes 1449 amino acids. The transcript is spliced from 9 exons. Gene Ontology annotation, molecular function: DNA-binding transcription factor activity, RNA polymerase II-specific; RNA polymerase II cis-regulatory region sequence-specific DNA binding.